GUGGGGCCUCACUGAGGUCUCUCCUCUGCUUUAGUUGUUUUCUCCUUCCAGCUCAAGUUCAGUGUUUACAUAAGUUCCUCUCCCUAUCUGCAGCCUACAAGUCUAAUUCUGUUUAAGAAAAUCCUGACAAAGUCCUGACAAAUUUAGAAAAACAUACUCAAGCUUAUUCAGAUGUCAAAAACACUCUUCUUAAAACACCAAAAUGUUAGUAAAAUCUUAUGUAAUAUUAACACAGCUGCUGUCAUUGAAUUUGGUCCUUCUAUUGCAGUACGUCAAUCUCCUCUUGCUGGGCCCUUUCUCAGUUUCUGGUUUCGUUUCUUGCUUAAGCAAAGGGUUUAAAGAGUAGUCCAGGUUUUCCUCUCUCUAAAGUAACCCAGACUUACCACCACUACAGAGGCAGCAGCAGAGAUGGAGAUCAAUCUUAGACCAUAUCAGGAAGAGGUGGUGCAGACAGCACUGAAAGGGGAGAACAGCAUCAUCUGGCUGCCCACUGGUGGAGGAAAAACCAGAGCAGCAGUCUAUGUCACAAAGAAACACCUGGAGACCAAAACCAAUGCCAAAGUGGCAGUGCUUGUCAAUAAGGUGCACCUGGUAGACCAGCAUUAUGAAAAAGAAUUCCGGCCUUACCUUGAAAAAAAAUACAAAAUAGUGGCCAUCAGUGGAGAUAGUGAUGAGAAAGACUUCUUUGGAAAUGUGGUCAGGAAAUCAGACCUGGUCAUCUGCACUGCUCAGAUCUUGGAGAAUGCCCUGACCAACAUGGAGGAGGACAAACAUGUGGAGCUCACAGACUUCACCCUGCUGGUCAUUGAUGAGUGUCACCACACACACAAGGAUAACGUAUAUAACAAGAUUAUGGGCCGCUAUGUGGAAAUGAAAGUUAGAAAGGAAAAUAAUCUGCCUCAGAUUUUGGGCCUCACAGCAUCACCUGGCACUGGGAGAAAUAGGACGCUAGAUAAAGCUGUUGAACAUGUCCUGCAGAUCUGUGCCAAUCUGGAUUCUGCAAUUGUGUCCACCAAGAAUUCUUUGCCAGUGCUGCAAAGUGUUGUCCCCAAACCCAGAAAGAUAUAUGACAUUGUUGAAAAAAGAGAUAAGGAUCCAUUUGGGGAUCACCUGAAGUUGAUGAUGUCAAUGAUUCAUGAGUUCAUGCCGUCAGAGGCGAGUUUAAGCCUGCGAGAGGUGGGCACACAGGAUUAUGAAGCUGAUGUUGUGGAACUGGAAAAAAAAGGUGUACAGAAGGAGAACAGAUUGAUCGCUCAGUGUGCUCUGCACCUGCGGCAAUACAAUGACGCUCUUCUCAUUAAUGACACUGUUCGCAUGGUGGACGCGUUCCGGGUUCUAAGCGAGUUCUACAAUUCAAGGCAAUACAACUUGUUGGAUGGAACUGAUUUCUUUCUGCAGGGGCUUUUUGAAGAGAACCGUGUGGAGUUAUGGCAGCUGACAUCGGAUGCCCGCUACGAAAACCCCAAACUGGCCCGGUUGCAGCAGACGAUGGUAGAACAGUUUAAGGACCAAGACUCUCGUGGUAUCCUCUUCGCAAAGACCCGCAGGGGCACCCACUGUCUGUUUGACUGGGUGAACUCCAACCCUGAGCUGCAGAGGGUCAAUAUACGUGCUGGCAUUCUCACUGGAGCGGGCACUGGUGCUAACCACAUGACCCAGAGAGGACAGAAGGACACUAUUAAAACAUUUAGAGAUGGAGGCCUCAACCUCCUAAUCUCUACCAGUGUUGCUGAGGAAGGACUUGAUAUUCCUGAAUGCAAUGUGGUUGUACGUUAUGGGCUGUUGACCAAUGAAAUCGCUCAGCAGCAGGCCAGUGGGCGGGCUCGAGCUCUGAAUAGUGUCUACUCAGUGGUGGCUGAAAAAGGUGGGCGUGAGAUACGCAGGGAACUCACCAAUGAAUAUCUAGAAAAGCUGACUGCACAAGCUAUUGACCGAGUGCAGAGCAUGACUCCCAGGGAGUUCCGACGGAAGAUAUCAGAGCUUCAACACACAGCUGUAAUGAUUCUGAUCCAGGCUGAGAGGAACAUGAAAGAGAAAAAGACACGCUACAAUCCUACUCAGGUGCAACUUCAAUGCAGAGGUUGCUUCACGCCUGUCUGCUGUGGAGCAGAUAUAAGACACAUAGAGAAUUCACACCAUGUUAACAUCAGUCCUCAUUUUGAGACGUAUUAUAAAGCAGGUGGGAAGGUAUUUCUGGAAAGGAGUUUUGAAGACUGGGAGCCUGGACGUGUUAUCCACUGCAAUCACUGCGGAAAGGACUGGGGAAUGGAGAUUAAAUUCAAGAAAGUGGCAAUACUUCCCUGUUUGAAAAUAAAGAGCUUUUCCUUGAAUACUCCUCGGGGUAAAUUCACACACAAGCAGUGGAAGGACGCUGAGUUCCAAGUGGAAGAGUUUGACUUUAUUCAGUACAUGACUAGCCGUUUCCCUGACCUGAACUUAGAAAAUGACGACUGACAAGCCAAUCAUACUUGAAGUACUAAUGAACUCACUAACAGAUAUUGUGUCUGUUGUGUGUGUGUGUGUGUGUGUGUGCGUAUGUGUGUGCAUGUGGGUUUAUUUAGCUAUACAGUUGCUAAUUCUAACAAAACCUCCCUUUGGGGACAUGAGGGGCAUCCUCACUUGGAUAAAUGAUUCAUGAAUGCAGCAAAUAAUCAUUUUAAUAAUUUUUGUUUUUAAUUAUUAGUUUUAUUAUAAAAAAAUGCAAAAAGCUUGGGUAAGGGUUUUUUAGGAUUAGUUUGUAGUCAUUAUAAUUAGUGUAAUAUAUAUAUAUAUAUAUAUAUAUAUAUAUAUAUA
This is a messenger RNA of Myxocyprinus asiaticus (Chinese sucker), 2793 nucleotides long. It is a transcript of the gene dhx58, whose product is annotated as DEXH (Asp-Glu-X-His) box polypeptide 58. The transcript has 12 exons. The coding region runs from base 409 to 2454 and encodes 681 amino acids. The record is from RefSeq and is a predicted model, not a curated record. Gene Ontology annotation, biological process: response to virus; positive regulation of interferon-beta production; innate immune response. Gene Ontology annotation, cellular component: cytoplasm. NCBI's taxonomy places the organism in Eukaryota, Metazoa, Chordata, Actinopteri, Cypriniformes, Catostomidae. Gene Ontology annotation, molecular function: ATP binding; zinc ion binding; DNA binding.